Messenger RNA from Chara braunii, 1365 nucleotides. NCBI's taxonomy places the organism in Eukaryota, Viridiplantae, Streptophyta, Charophyceae, Charales, Characeae. The record is from the annotation of a GenBank genome assembly.
UGCGAACGAGGAUGAGUUGGUCUCGGUGUGUGUGGAUAGUAAUCUAGCAAUGAAGGAAAAGGUGUUUGUUGACUUGUUUGGUGCGGAGUCCAAUUUUCAUUCCGGCCUGAUCCAGAAGGAUCCCGCGGCAGCUGAGGAGGGUGUGGGGUCUGGUGAGGAGGAGGAUCUGGAGGAUGAUUCGCUUGCUUUGACGGAGGAGGAGAAAACUUACCAUGCUAGGCUGCUGGAGGAAGGAAGGAUGGACAGGGUGAAGGCGAUCGCAGCUAAUCAGAAGACCUCGGUCAACAAGUAUGUACGCAAUGCCUUCCUCCCUACGGUCCCGUCGAGAUGGGUGGAGGCCCAGUCUAGGUCCGUUGAGGACAAACUUUGGGACCUGUACACGUUCAAUUACAUUGCCCCGAUUCAAGCUGAUUCUUAUAGGUUCCUAGCAUCUCUCACAGGUGAGGAAAUGAAGAAAUGCAGGGAGAAGGCCCUUACGGAGAACAUCGAGUUGAUUAAGGGGAAUUACCCGCUCACCCCUAAUGCAAUGAAGCUCCCGGUCAUUGGGGAUUUUGACCGGUCUAAAUGUGGGGUGUCUGCGUCGGCACUCGCUUUGAGGGGUUUUCUGGGGCCGAAGGUGCAGACGACAAUUGCGGAGUUGAAACGCAUCUGGAAUGUCGGUCGCCCGUAUGUUAAGUGUCAAUGUGUGGCGGAGGGGAAGGGGAAUCGUGGGAAGAAUAUCUCUUGGUUCGAUCAUGUUUUUUGGUACCUCCUCUCUGAUCUUUUCUACCUGUUCCCGGAGGCCCCGUCUCUCAGGGCUCGCUCUCGUGCCUUCAGAGUCAGGGCGAGGUCUGCGUGGCAAGCUGCUGUCUUGUCCAUGGUGGUGUUCACACACAUGAGGGAGGUGAUGGUGGUGUUCACACACAUGAGGGAGGUGAUGGUGAAAAUGGCAUUUAGUGUCACUAUUGAUCCUUCCAGGACGGCGCAGAACAUCAUUGAUGAUCCGGCCAUCAUGCUCCACAAGUUCCCCCGGACCAUGGCUAAGCUUAUCCUUCCUGCUCGUUACGUCCGCACUGCCCAGAAGACGACUCUGGAAGUUGCUCCUGUUGCAUCAGCCAAGAAAGCGAAGACGGCGCAACAAUCCAUCCUAGAGUUUUAUGUCCCCCCUUCUCGCGGAGGAUCCUCUGCGUCCUCCCAGGAUCAUCCUGUGCCUUCUGCCGCUAGCACUCCUCCGUCCUCUUCCAUCACUGUUCAGGAGGAUGGGCAGGCGUCUGCGUGCAACAGACCUUUGCGGAGGAGUCCGAGGGGUCUGGGCAUUGCCAGGGCAUCACUGUUUAAGACCUGAUGGGUGUGGGUGGUGUCUCUCAUUUCGUUUUGCAGGAUGUU